Messenger RNA from Camellia sinensis, 1065 nucleotides. Its product is annotated as ADP-ribosylation factor-like protein 8c. Gene Ontology annotation, molecular function: GTPase activity; GTP binding. Lineage: Eukaryota; Viridiplantae; Streptophyta; Magnoliopsida; Ericales; Theaceae. The record is from RefSeq and is a predicted model, not a curated record. Gene Ontology annotation, biological process: protein transport.
UUAUUUUACGGCGGAAAUUGCCAGAAAACAGACAAUUAAAAAAAAAAAGAAAGAUUCUCAGCCGAGGCGGCGAAGUUUCGUUUCCUGCCCUCACUCUACGCCUCGUUGCUUGCUUUGCUUUGCUUUGAUUGUUUUCUCAGAAAACUCAAUAAAAAUAACGAAAAAAGAAACUAGGGUUUUCUUGACAACUCCAUUUGAUUCAUCUUAAACUCUCGUUUUCUCUGAGAUGGGGUUGUGGGAUUCCCUCCUCAAUUGGCUCCGCAGCAUUUCAGCUUAUUCUUUAAACAAGAAAUGGAACUCUCCCUCGUUGGCCUUCAGAAUGCAGGAAAGACAUCUCUUGUAAAUGCCAUUGCUACAGGAGGCUACAGUGAGGAUAUGAUUCCAACUGUGGGGUUUAAUAUGCGAAAAGUUACAAAAGGUAAUGUGACAAUCAAACUUUGGGACCUUGGAGGCCAACAGAGGUUUCGCAGCAUGUGGGAGCGUUACUGUCGGGGGGUCUCUGCUAUUCUCUAUGUUGUUGAUGCCGCUGAUAGGGACAGUGUUCCCAUAUCUCGAAGUGAGCUACAUGACCUCUUCACAAAACCAUCCUUAGCUGAAAUUCCAUUACUUGUUCUUGGUAACAAAAUUGAUAAGUCGGAAGCUCUUACCAAGCAAGCACUGGUGGAUCAACUAGGUCUUGACUCGAUCAGCGACAGAGAAGUAUGCUGCUACAUGAUCUCAUGCAAGGAUUCGGUGAACAUAGACGCCGUCAUUGACUGGCUUAUAAAACACUCGAAGACCGUAAAAUGAUUCACUGGUUUCAUCUGUCUGUUGUGUUUGGUGAGUGACCAAGAACAGAUCAAUGUUUAGACCUCUUUUCUCUUUUUAAAAUUCAGUGAAUAUUUUUCACAAUGUUGAGGCAAAUUUUCAUUCCUUAUGUUCUUUUGAUUUAAAAUUUCCGGUUCUUUGUAUCAGAAUGUAGUCAAACAGUGCCAGGCAAUCCUGUUAACAAUCCUUAUGUGUUUGGAUGUUAGAUUUGUGGAGGCAAAUAAAUGAGUUGGAAAAAAAAAUAUAGUUUCUACUUUA